GGGGAGUCUGGGAAGAGAAGGCUGUGGGUCUGGGGAAGGGAGAAUAGGAAGCAAGGAGGGAAAGGCAGGUCUCAGCCCAGAGGAAGAGAAGGGAACAAGUGGACUGGGCUGCAGAGAUUCUCAGGGGAGAGAGGGAGCUGGGCAGAGAUGAUGCCACAAGGGUCUCUGGCCUGUCUCCUGCUGGCCCUAUGUCUGGGCAGCGGGGCAGCUAAUCCGCUGCACAGCGGAGGGGAGGGCACAGGGGCAAAUGCUGCCCACGGAAUGGGAGAUGCCAUUAGCCAUGGAAUUGGAGAAGCUGUGGGCCAAGGGGCUAAAGAAGCAGCCAGCUCUGGAAUCCAGGAUGCCCUGGGUCAGGGGCACAGCGAAGGUGGCUACGCACUGAUGGGGGGCAGAGGCGAUGCUUUCGACCACCAGCUUGGGGAAGCAGCGCGAUCUCUGGAGAACGCUGGGAAUGAGAUUGGCAGACGGGCCGAGGAUGUCAUUCGCAGAGGGGUAGACGCUGCCCACAACUCUGGGUCCUGGGGGACAUCUGGAGGUCAUGGCGUGUAUGGCUCUCAAGGUGGUUUUGGAGGCCAGGGCAAUCCUGGUGUUGAAGGGACACCCUGGGCCUCAGGAGGCAACUAUGGAACUAACUCUCUGGGUGGCUCUGUGGGUCAGGGUGGCAGUGGCAGGCCCCUCAACUAUGAAACCAAUGCCCAGGGGGCUGUGGCUCAGCCUGGCUAUGGAGCAGUGAGAGGCAACAACCAGAAUUCAGGGUGUACCAACCCCCCACCUUCUGACUCCCACGAAAGCUCCAGCGACUCUGGGGGAAGCAGCAAUGGCGGCAGUCAUGGUGGCCAAGGCAACCAAGGCAGCAAUGGUCAGGGCAACAGCGGCGGUAACAGCGGCCAAGGCAGCAGUGGCAACAGUGGCAACAACGAGGGCAGUGGUGGCCACAGUGGUAACAGCGGCGGCAACAGCGGUUCUGGGUCCCGGGAAACGUCUAAUUUUGAUGAUGGCUAUUCAGUUUCCAGGGGAACUAGCUCAUCCUCCGGCAGCAGAGGUGGUAGUGGUGGUGGUGGUGGAAACAGACCCGAGUGUAACAACCCAGGGAACGACGUGCGCAUGGCCGGAGGAUCUGGGAGUCAGGAAAGUAAAGAAAGCAGCCAUCUCCUUGGAGGCUCCCAUGACUACCAGGUGAGUCCGGGGCACGGGUCCAGUGGUGGCACUGUACAAAGAGAUGCUGUCAGUGGACUCAACACCAUGAACUCUGAUGCGUCUUCCUUGCCUUUCACCUUGGACAAUUUCUGGGAGAAUUUUAAAUCCAAGAUGGGUUUCAUUAACUGGGAUGCCAUAAACAAGGGUCGCGGCCCGGCUCCGAGCACUCGUGCCUUACUCUACUUCCGCAGACUGUGGGAGAAUUUCAAACGCAACACUCCGUUCUUCAACUGGAAGCAGAUUGAGGGCUCAGAUCUGUCAUCUCUGCAGAAGAGGGCAGGUGGUGCUGACCAGUUUUCUCAGCCGGAAGCAGCAAGACAAGAUCUGUCAGCUGAGUCAGCCAAGAACUACUACAACAACGCCCAGGUGAAUCCUACUUACAACUGGCAAUAUUAUACCAAGACCACCCCCAAGGCGGGAGUCACACCUUCAUCCUCGGCUGCCCGGGCACAACCUGGCCUGCUGAAGUGGCUGAAGUUUUGGUAGGUAAGUGUCAGAGUGGGCCAAGCGAGGCUGAGGGCCUGAGG
Rattus rattus (black rat) is the source of this 1724-nucleotide messenger RNA. RefSeq names its product dermokine (gene Dmkn). Gene Ontology annotation, biological process: cornified envelope assembly. The record is from RefSeq and is a predicted model, not a curated record. The transcript has 19 exons. NCBI's taxonomy places the organism in Eukaryota, Metazoa, Chordata, Mammalia, Rodentia, Muridae. The coding region runs from base 148 to 1683 and encodes 511 amino acids.